This is a messenger RNA of Triticum turgidum subsp. durum (durum wheat), 513 nucleotides long. The record is from the annotation of a GenBank genome assembly. Lineage: Eukaryota; Viridiplantae; Streptophyta; Magnoliopsida; Poales; Poaceae.
AUGGCGAUGCAACAGACCAGGGACCCCACCUCCAAGCUCCCCUCCGCCUCCCCCUUCGCCGGCACCAGCCCUCCCCCAUACUACCACCACCACUACGGCACCUUCUCCCCUCCUGCUCCGCCGCCGCCCGUCGCUGCAGCCGCCUACGACCCCUCCCUGAAAGGACGCAGUGCUCAGGGCGUUGUUGCUUUCCCGUGCACUAUCCAGCAGCAGGUCUUCGUGGAGGGCCUCCCAGUCCUGGAGCCGCGGCUGCCGUUCUGCGGCGUCGGCGUCGGCUGGGCUUUGUUCUUACUAGGGUUCUUCUUGGCUGCAAUUCCCUGGUAUAUUGGUGCUUUUCUUCUAUUCUUUGUUGCUUUGGAUCACCGGGAGAAGCCUGGAUUGAUUGUCUGCACAGUUGCUUUUGUGUCGAAUGGUACAUCUACAAUGGCAUGUCGCAAUAGAAAGUUUGCCUCUCUCGACCUGAAUGUUACACGGAGAGUUGUGCCAAAGAAAUUAGGUCAGUUGAACUGUUGA